AUGGCUGCCAGAGAGGAGCUGUACAGCAAAGUCAUCCCCAGGCGGAACCGCCAGCCCCGCGCCGGGACCAUCAAACAUGGCUCAUCGCUGGAGAUCCUGCUCUCCAUGGGCUUCCCCAAGGCACGGGCACAAAAAGCGCUGGCAUCCACAGGUGGAAGGAGUGUUCAAGCAGCAUGCGACUGGCUCUUCUCCCACGUGGGUGACCCGUUCCUGGAUGACACCCUGCCCCGGGAGUACGUCCUGUACCUGCGCCCCACCGGGCCCCUGGCGCAAAAGCUCUCGGAGUUCUGGCAGCAGUCAAAGCAGAUCUGUGGCAAGAACAAAGCUCACAACAUCUUCCCACACAUCACCCUUUGCCAGUUCUUCAUGUGCGAGGACAGCAAGGUGGAUGCUCUCACGGAAGCCCUGCAGGCCACGGUGAUGCGCUGGAAAUGCAAAUUCCCUGCCCCGCUGCCCCUGGAGCUCUACACCUCCUCCAACUUCAUCGGGCUCUUCGUCAAGGAGGAAAGCGCUGAGGUGCUCAAGAAGUUCGCAGCAGACUUCGCUGCAGAGGCGGCUUCCAAAGCAGAUGUCCACGUGGAGCCCCACAAGAAGCAGCUCCACGUGACCCUGGCCUAUCACUUCCAGAGCAGCCACCUGCCCACGCUGGAGAAGCUGGCCCAGAGCAUCGAUGUCAAGCUGGGCUGUGACUGGGUGGCCGCGAUCUUCUCCCGGGACAUUCGCUUCGUCAACCACGAGACUCUGCAAGUGAUCUACCCCUACACCCCCCAGAACGACGACGAGCUGGAGCUGGUCCCAGGGGAUUUCAUUUUCAUGUCCCCAGUGGAGCAGACCAGCACGAGUGAGGGUUGGAUUUAUGGCAUUUCCCUUGCCACUGGCUGCUCGGGGCUGCUCCCUGAGAACUACAUCACCAAGGCGGAUGAAUGUGGCACCUGGGUGUUCCACGGGUCCUACUCCAUUCUGAACACCACAUCUUCCCCAUCCUUUCAAGCCUUUGCUGAUGGAGCUCUGGAGAGGAGGCAGCAGGAGGACCAAGGGCCAGGGGACGCUGGGCCGCUCACCAUCAUCUGCCAGAACGUGCAGCCCCUGAGGAUAAGCAGCCAGCCAGGCCCUCAGAAGCGCUGCCUGUUCGUCUGCAGGCACGGCGAGAGGAUGGAUGUGGUUUUUGGGAAGUACUGGCUGUCCCAGUGCUUCGAUGCCAAAGGCAGGUACAUGCGCAGUAACCUGAAUAUGCCUCACAACUUACCUCAGAGGAGUGGUGGUUUCAGGGAUUACGAAAAAGACGCUCCCAUCACCGUGCUGGGCUGCACCCAGGCGAGGCUCGUGGGUGAAGCUUUGCUAGAAACAAACACCAUUGUAGACUACAUCUACAGCUCCCCGUCCCUGCGGUGUGUCCAGACAGCUCACAACAUCCUGAAAGGUAUGCAACAGGAGAACAACCUGAAAAUCCGGAUAGAGCCAGGCCUGUUUGAGUGGACCAAGUGGGUGUCUGGGAGCACCCUGCCAGCCUGGAUCCCCCCUGUGGAUUUAGCUGCAGCUACUCUGAGCGUUGAUACAACCUACAGACCUCAUAUUCCUGUCAGCAAGUUGGUGGUUUCUGAGUCUUACGAUACCUACAUAAGCAGAAGCUACCAAGUCACAAAGGAGAUCAUCAGUGAAUGUAAAGGCAAAGGAAAUAACAUCCUGAUAGUGGCUCAUGCAUCCUCCCUGGAGGCCUGUACCUGCCAGCUCCAAGGGCUCUCGCCUCAGAACUCCAAGGAUUUUGUACAGAUGGUCCGAAAGAUUCCCUACCUGGGGUUUUGCUCCUGCGAAGAACUGGGGGACACUGGUGUUUGGCAGCUCACAGACCCUCCCAUCCUCCCUCUCACACAUGGACCAACUGGAGGCUUUAACUGGAGAGAAACCCUCCUGCAGGAGUAGGGAAAACCCCAGCAAGGACAGCCCAUGGCCUUUCCCAGCGUUGGAGAAUGUCUCUUCUUCCUUGUGUUUUAUUGGCAGCGGGAAAAAAAAACCCUCUUCAUCUGUCCAGUGGCUCACUCAAAGCACAUCUCACACAGCCACAGCCGUGCAGAAACAAAAUUUACAACAUUUACAACAAAAGGGGCUGAUUUGAGGGGGGAAAAAGUUAUUAAAAUACAGCUUGAGGCUCUUGCACAGCCUCGAGGGUUGGUUUCCCCACCUUGAAGGGAGCUCUGGUGACACUUUCACUGCACCAUGGUAGAAACACUGAGCCCUGUGUCAGGCAGGAUGCUGGGCUUGUUUUCUCACUGCUAUUUUUGCAAAGUGUCUGCAGGCUUGUUCAGCACCUCGUGCUCGCUCUGCUCCCAGCCCCCAAAACCUCAGAGCCUUCCAGAAAAAUAAAAACGCGUCCCCAAGGCUGGAAAUGAGUCCAGCAUUGCCUCUGCAGGCUGCACCAGGGUAUUCCUCCCCUCUGAAUGAGCAGACAGAGGUGGGAGCGCUCCAGAAUGUGUUGGAUAUUGUGUGGAGAUUGGUUGAUGUUGAGGAAAAUCUCCAAAUCAGAGGAAAAUUCCGAAUUUCACAUCAGUUACAGGUGAAGUUUGAGCAUCAAAAGUCAGUGCAACAAAAGCUGAGAGGAAUUUCUUUGAAGUGGAGAUAAAAGAAGCCUUUUCCAACCAAACCUGAGGGAUUUAAGAAGUUCAGAUUUGGGUUUUUAUUCCCUUACUUUGGUUAUUGAAAUCCACCUGUGUGCCCAGACACAGCCUAAAAGGUUUGUGCUGUUGAAAUUCCCUUCAAAAGGCUUUGGAAAAGGGGUUUCCCCUUUUAUACUGGGAUUUUUGUGCUGGCCAUUCACCCAGGAGUGGCUCUGUGUCCCUUUGGCAGCCCUGGUGAGAUUGUGCAGCCAGCAGGUUGAUCCAGGAAUGAUGGGAUGAAAAAGCUGCUGGAAUUCAGCUGGAAUUCUGAGUGCUUUGCUUCCUUACUGCCAUCUGUCUAAAAAAACCCAGAACACUUCAAUUUAGGAACAACAUUUGAUGCUGUUUAUCCAGGGAGGGAAGGGUUGGGAUCUGGGGAAAGUGGGAGAGGAGGGUUCCCAUCUCUAUCAGGAUGUUUGGGAUCACGAGGGGGAUCCUCUUGGUGCCAGAGCCUGCAGGAUGCUCAAAGCAGCUGCACCCCAAAAUACACCACAGUGGGUAUUGAUAACAAGAAGUGGCGUCAGAGCAGGGAUUUUUAGGAUCAGAAUUACCUAAAAUUAUCAGCCUUGGGUCAAAAAGUAGCUGCAGGCACUUCAGCAGUGCAGGCUUGCUGUCAGCAGCUACUUAAAACUGGGUUUAAAUGGGAUGGAAGAGAUUUAGGCACACUCCUUUCUUGGUUUGGGCGCAAGUCUGAGUGUUCCCACAAACAGAACCAUCCCAGAAUGGUUUGGGUUUGGAAAAGACAUGAAAGCUCAUCCAGUUCCAUGGGACAGAGCAGGCUGGACAUUUCCAGGGAUGGGGCAGCCACAGCUGCUCUGGGCAACAAAUGCAAAGCACCAAACACUAAAACAAAAAGCAUCAACCAGGGCACGCUGAGGUGGGGCAGGAUUUCAUUUCUGAUCUCUGAAAUCCUUGCCCAGCUCUGCUCAACGCCCUCAUUUGAAAUGGGUGAGAGGCACAGAAGUCAGCCCUGACCAGAUUUGAUGUUUAUUAACCAUAGAAAAAUCAACUUUUGGCUGGUGUUUUGGUGGAUUUUCCCCUUGGGCAGGGCUGGUGCUGCCACAACAACCAAGGAGUGAGAAACUGCAAUUCCCUCUUCCCAAAAGAGGCCAAACAAUUGGGAUGGGGCAAAUCCAAAGGGGCUGAGCUCAGUUCUGAGCUCUCCAGGGAGAGCAGAGCACAUCCUGUCUGUAUUCACAGAAUCCCAGAUAUUCCCACAAUCCAUAGGAAUAUUCCAUUAUUUCUACCUUUAGGACUGUGUAACACACCUUAGGCCACUCGUAGGUGCUUUAUUAGAGCAGGGAUGGAACUGAAAAGUCAGGGAGAAAAUUUAGGACAGGGCAGGGGAAAAAAAAAAAAACACCAAAAAACCUGCUCCUGUGUGGUUUUAUCACUGUCAGAUUAAUUUUUAAUUGCCAUUUAAACUAUGUUUUGGCUGUGUACAGACAUUCUGAAGAGCGUUUCUGGCUUGUUUUCCUCCAUGAAAAAAAAAAUUAAAAAAAAAAAAGAAUUAAAUUAAAUAUUUGACAAUCAAACACACACACAAAAAAAUUUUGGUUGCUGAGGCGUGUGAAUUCUCCAGAUUUUUUGUUUCAUGCCAGCAAGGUGCAAAUUGAGGCAAGAAGUAUUGUUAUAGUCUAAUAUUUGUUGCCUGUAGAAAGAGUGGAGGCUGCUCAGAUCCUGCUGGAGUUAAACACAUUAAACAUGAAACAGAGAGGGGGCAAAAGCUGAGUGCACAAUUUGAGUGGUGUUAGCUGCUCUUUGAUAUAGUAAUAGAGAAAAAAAUGUUCUGGUUGAGGAGGUAGAUAUUAAAAUACUCUUCUUUAAAUAUAUAUAUAUAUAUAUUUUUGGAUGUUUGGGAAAUAUUUUGACAAUUGUAGUAUUGUCUCGAAUUCAGUGUCAAGAAUCACAGGGAGAAAAAUCUUAUUUUCUUCAGAAUUUUCAGUUUUCUUGGGGGUUUUGUGUUGAGCAGUCUCGUGUUGAAAAGGCUUUUUGGGGGGGAAGGAAAGAGAAAAAAGUUGUUCCAUUUAAAUUUGUAAUUGAGAGGUUAAGAAAACAAAAGGAUUUCACCCCACUGCUGCUCAUUCCUGUGGAUUUAAUGUCUCUCCAGUGUUUUGUCCCAGAACAUUAAACCUGAUCUCUCCAAAAUCUUUUCCUUCACUGUGAGCUGUGGAAGACCCCAAGUUUUAUUCUAACAGCUCUUCCCAGGUUUUUCCUUCUCUCCACAAUUAAGGAAAAAAGCUGCAAACCUGCCAAGAAUAAAUUGUUUAUUUUCAUCAUUCGCAAUGUAUGGCUUAGAAAAAGACAAGAAUUAAAUUAGCAUUACACUCAAAUCAACAGAGCUUUGCCUUUUUAUGCAAAAUGAGGAUCCAGACCGUGAUAACUUCAGUAAAAAAUUGGUAUUUCCCUUUUCACUCGGACUGAGCAGUUUCAGCCAGAAGCUGGCUGAGGCCAGGAGACUCCUUCUGCUAUUAAAUUCUAGUGAAUUUAAUAAGAUUCGUCAUUUUUAUCCCUAAAUAAUGGCUUGGGUUUGUGGUUUGGGUUUGUUUCUUUAAAAAGAAGCACAAAGGAAACGAUUUUGAAGUCACAAAUAGGAGUGCUUGGGAUGGUGAUAAAUGAACAAAAGAAAUGUCAUUAAGGGUGGCUGGGAUUGGCUGCUAAAUCACUUCUUGCUGCUCCUCACUUCCUCAAAUUUGCUCCCCAGGGAAUGUUCAUGACCCACAACAGAAAAUACUCAGCCAGUUCCUUUAUUGUGUCCCAUUAAAAUGUAUUUUCUGAACGUAUGAAAUGUAUUUUCUUUCUCUCCAUGACAUCUCUUCAGAUUUGAUGUUUUCAACAGCUCCUUUUUUUGUUGUUGUUGUUGUUGUUUCAUUUUCAACCUGUUGUAUCAUUCUGUUUAUAAUGGUUUUUGUUUUUUAUUUAGUGUGAGCAGAUUGUAUUUAUUUGAGAAGAAAAAAAAAAUGUUUGCUGUUUAAAAAAACCCAAUAAUUGUAUUGCCAAAAAUAGCUGUAAUUACCCGUGACAUCUGUAUUUUUUUAUUUUGGGAGUGGGGCAGGCAGGGGGGUGGGUGGUUGUUUUUAAUCCCAGUUUUGAGUGCUAACAACUGUUAAAACAACCACUGCAUUUUA
Messenger RNA from Pseudopodoces humilis (Tibetan ground-tit), 5779 nucleotides. RefSeq names its product ubiquitin associated and SH3 domain containing B (gene UBASH3B). Gene Ontology annotation, molecular function: protein binding; protein tyrosine phosphatase activity. Gene Ontology annotation, biological process: negative regulation of signal transduction; negative regulation of bone resorption; collagen-activated tyrosine kinase receptor signaling pathway. NCBI's taxonomy places the organism in Eukaryota, Metazoa, Chordata, Aves, Passeriformes, Paridae. The record is from RefSeq and is a predicted model, not a curated record. Gene Ontology annotation, cellular component: cytoplasm.